This is a messenger RNA of Pseudogymnoascus verrucosus, 1793 nucleotides long. RefSeq lists its product as uncharacterized. NCBI's taxonomy places the organism in Eukaryota, Fungi, Ascomycota, Leotiomycetes, Thelebolales, Thelebolaceae. The coding region runs from base 318 to 1559 and encodes 413 amino acids. The transcript has 2 exons. Gene Ontology annotation, cellular component: mitochondrion. The record is from RefSeq and is a predicted model, not a curated record.
AGGUUGCUGUUCGUAGCCUCAUUGUCUCAUUAUGUAAUAGCAACCAUUUCUACUUUAGAAACUAAGUAUUGAAGUAAUCGGGGAUUCUUAUUUCAAAUUCCACUAUACCUAAAAGAAUGAGGGCGGGUUAUCCCCAUCACGUGUCUACCCCACACCUGGAACAUCAUUGCCCCUUCCCCGGCGGCCUCGUCCACCCGUCCCACCAUAAAGCUUCCUUGCAUACUCGCUGACCAGCUCCAAGAUCCAAUCCACCACCUCACAGCCCGCACACACGCACGAGCGCAAGUUGCAGCUGCAACCCAUCCGACACACCCACAAUGUCGACCAUGCGCCUCACAUUCCUAUACCCGCAUCUCUUCCGCGCCGUGCGCCGCGCCGAGUGUCCGGGGCCUGGCGCUGCUGUGCGCCAAUGCGCGCAUUCGGGGAGGCAGAGGAGAGCGGGGUUUGCGGGGACGGCAGGGGGAGGGGCAAAGUUCGCGGAGAGGAGGGGGAAAGGUGUUGAGCCGAUUGUUGAAGGGGAGAAGGAGGGGAGGGAGGACAAGGUCGAGGAGAGCAGUGAGGGUGAGGGACGGGUAACGAGCCAGGCGGAGAGGGCUGCUGAGAAUGAUACUGGCGAUGCGAUUGCGGAGGGGGGUAUCUCAGCUGCGGAUGCAGCGAGGGAAAAGGGCGAUGCGACGGCAGCGCCGACGCCGGUAGUGGAGGAGAAGGCGGAGGUGGAGACCGACAAGUACAGGGACAAUCCUGUGCAAACCACCGAUGACGCACCAGAUCCGAAUGCCAAUCGCGACACCGCUCCUACAGACUCAGUCCUGCACAUGGAUCCCCCGCUCGAGAGCCUCAUCGGCAGCCUCCCGCACCUCGCGCCCGCGCCAUACGUGCAUCAUUUCGACUCCUAUACUUUGACACAGCGGAUCGCCGAAGGGGGUUUCACCUCCACACAGAGCGUGGAGACGAUGAAGAUCGUGCGAGCACUGCUCACAGCCAACCUGGACAUGGCCAAAGACGGGCUGGUGAGCAAGAGCGACGUGGAGAAUGAGACAUACCUCUUCCAAGCGGCGUGUUCGGAGCUGCGAACCGAAAUCCAGAAUGCGCGCAAGGCGAGCGCGGAGGGGAUGCGGCUGCGACGCACAAUGCUGCAGAAUGAGGCGGAUAUCCUAAACCAGAAGAUGACGCAGGAUUUGGCGACGCUGAAGGAUGAGUUGAAGGAGAUGUUCAAUGAUCGCAAGAUGGAGGUGCGGAUGGAGCACUCGAAUAUGGAGAGCCAGAUCCAGGAACUCAGCUACAAGAUUACGGUCGCGCUCAACAGUGACACCAAGUCCGAGGUCGAGGGCGUACGCUGGAUCCUGACACGCCGCGCCGUUCUGGCUAUCGUCUUCAUGGCUUUCGUCGUGCUUUCGAGUCUGAGGCUCGCGAGCUAUCGCAGCCAGGAGGCCGCUCUGGCGUUACAAAAGGCCGAGAGAAAGGAGGAGCUGCAGCGACAGGCGGCGGAGAAGCAGAGGGAGGCAGGGACACAGACAGAGGAGGCUAUAUUGGCGGCUGAGGGGGUGAGCACGAGCUAGGGUUGAGGAGGUGCAUUGGGUUGUAUUGGAUAGAUACCCUGGGGUUGCUGGUGUAGGAGUAUAUACUGUACUGUAUUUAGUUACAUAGGACGUGUUGUGGGUUACUUAUAGAUAUGGAUGGGAAAUGAGACAAUUUAAGAAGACAAAGUAGCAUCUGAUCUUAGCUCACAGUCCAGUCUGCAUGCACAAUAUUAGGUGCGAGCCCUAGCACUAUAUCUCUCGACAACAUCGGGG